AUGACGUCUGUCCAUGUCUUAUGUCAUCCGUACUUUAGAUGGUCAAUACUGGCUGCUAAAUUUUCGGCAGACAAGUCUCAUCCAUGUCGUCAAUCGUCGUACGCAGAACAUGCGGAUACUGUGGAUGUGAGCGGCAUCGAGUUUCCAGCAAAACUGGAAGACAUACCAGUCAUCGAAAGACUGAACGACGGUCUUUACAUCAACGUCUUCGGAUAUGAAGAGAAAGUCAUAUAUCCGUUAAGAAUUUCUCAGCAUCCGCAGUCCGCCAUCAAUGUAUUGCUCAUCCAAGACGAACGCAAUGACGUGGAGGUGCAGCACUGGGUGUGGAUAAAAUCAUUCAGUCGUCUUGUUGCUACUGGAGCACGUCGAGCACAUUUCGUCUGCUUCAGAUGUCUCUCAACACACGUCACGGAGAAGGCAUUGAAUAAUCAUAUGAUGUACUGCAGUGAACAUCCUGAAGCCACGGUGAAGAUGCCAAAGGCUGGCGAUAGAGUGAUGUUCAGGAAUGUGAACAAGCAGCUUCAAGCCCCAUUUGUGAUCUAUGCCGAUUGUGAGGCCUUCAUAGAACCUCUGUCCGCUGACAAGAAAAUCGGUCAUUCGACAUUCCAAAAGAACAAGCAUGUAGCCUGUUCCUGUUCGUACAUUGUAGUACGAUCUGAUGGCGUCGUCACGAACCGUUUCUUCUACCGUGGAGAAGAUUCUAUGUUCUGUUUUCUGCUGUCACUUGAGCAAGAGGAGGAGACUAUCCGUGAUGAGCUUCUAGCAUGUAAUGCUGGUCAAAUGAUCAUUUCAGAAAGUCAGCAACGUGAAUUUGAAACGGUAGUCUCCUGUUGGAUCUGUGGUGAAGCGUUGGGUAGCGAUCGUGUACGUGACCACUGUCACAUCACCGGUGCUUACCGUGGUGCAGCACACAACCAUUGUAACCUGAACAUGCGGAUUGAGCCGUUCAAGAUCAAGAUUCCUGUGAUCUUUCAUAACUUGAAGGGAUACGAUUCUCAUCACAUCAUAUCUGCCAUUGGGAGAACGUCCACUGAUGAGAUUACGUAUGUGAACGAGAAAGGACAAGAACGGACCAAGCGUCUCGGUGCUAUCAAAGUGAUUCCCAUCAACAGUGAAAAAUAUGUCACAUUCGGAUGGAGACAGUUCCAGUUCAUCGACAGCCUGGCAUUCUUGAACACCUCCCUAGACCGGUUGGUUUCGGCCACACCACCAGAUGCAUUCGCCCUUCUAUCCGCACGAUUUCCAGACGAGGAUGAACGCAAACUGUUGACACGAAAGGGUGUCUACCCGUAUGAAUAUAUGGGGUCGUACGACCAAUUCGAAGAAACGCGUCUACCACCCAAGGAUGCAUUCCACUCAACGCUAACGAACACGGGUAUCAGUGAUGAAGACUAUGCCUAUGCGCAAACAGUAUGGACUGUGUUUGACUGUGAAGAUCUAGGAGACUAUCACGACCUCUACCUGGAGACUGAUGUGCUGCUGUUGGCUGACGUUUUCGAAAACUUCAGAAGAACUGCUCACGCAACCUAUGGAUUGGAUCCCGCUAAUUACCUCACCUUACCGGGAUUUGCCUGGGAUUCGCUGCUGAAAAUGACGAAGGUGUCCCUUCAUCUCAUUUCCGACAUUGACAUGUUCAACUUCAUUGAGCAUGGCAAAAGAGGUGGCAUAAGCAUGGUGUCCGCUAGACACGCCACCGCCAACAACAGAUAUCUAUCGGAGUACAAUCCAGACGAGCCGUCAAGCUUCAUCCAAUAUUUAGAUGCGAACAAUCUAUAUGGAUGGGCCAUGUCUCAACCCUUGCCCGUGUCGGACUUCUGCUUUGAAGCAGUGACGGAUGAUCUUCUGGAGACGGUACUCGAUCAUCCAAUGGACUCUUCGACGGGAUACAUGGUGGAGUGCGAUUUAAGGAUUCCAGAUGGUGUGCAUGACAUGAUGAAUGACUAUCCGUUGGCUCCUGAGAAGAUGAAGGUGACACGAGAUAUGCUUUCUCCAUAUCAGACCCACAUGGCAGAGAAACUAAUGGUGACCGGUUUGGAAGCGAAGAAACUGGUACCAAAUCUACUACCGAAAGAGCACUAUGUUCUGCACUACAGAAACUUGCAGCAGUAUGUGUCCUUGGGUGUGGAGAUUACAGAUGUGCAUCGUGUGCUCUCCUUCACACAACACCCAUGGAUGAAGCCAUACAUCGACACUAAUACUGACCUGAGAAAGCUAUCAACUUCUGAUUUCGAGAAAGACUUCUAUAAGUUGAUGAACAAUGCUGUAUAUGGCAAGACCAUGGAAAACGUUCGAAACAGAGUAAACAUCAAGCUCAUUCGUGAACAGGAUGAAAAACCACGUCUCCAGAAAAGCAUCAACAAACCUUCGUACAUCCGCAGUGUAGCCUUUGAGAACGAUCUGAUAGCAAUCGAGUUUGCCAAGACAAAGGUGACUCUCAAUAAACCCAUUUAUGUGGGUACAGCCAUCCUCGAUCUGUCGAAGCACUUGAUGUAUUCCUUUUACUAUGAAGUUCUCCUACCCCGCUAUGGACAAAAUGUACGUUUGCUCUACACUGAUACUGAUAGUCUGAUCGUACAUAUUCAAACGGAUGAUCUGUACACCGAUAUGUCAAACAACAUAACAGCCUAUGACACAUCCAACUAUUCACCAUCCCACCACCUGUACAGCACGGUCAACAAGAAGGUGGUAGGGAAGUUCAAGGACGAACUAGGUGGCAAACCCAUCAAGGAGUUCAUUGGUUUGCGGAGCAAGAUGUACGCAUACCGCUGUGAAGACAACGACGACAAUGGCAAGCGUGCCAAAGGUGUGCAGAGAAGCGUGUUGAAAAACACCAUAACCGUCGAUGAUUAUCGAACAUGUCUCGUCGAGGAGUCUCAGCUGAAGAGAACAAUGAAUGUUCUUCGAAGUCGACGACAUUGCAUUCACGGAGAGGAGCUACACAAGAUUGCCCUCUGUGGAUUCGACAGUAAGCGUUACAUUCUGGAGGAUGGUAUCAACACCCUGGCAUUCGGACACAAGGAUAUUCCAAAGCACUGAGGGAUUUCCACACAUACUAGAGCAUAUGUCAUAUCUUCUCAUGAAAUACAUUGUAAAUACUAUGCGAUUCAUAAUAUUCACGUUAAUCCAAAGCAUGAGCUACAUUGUACAUAUGAAAUGCUAAUACUUUUUGAGAUCAUUCACAUCCUUCUUUGUUAACCAGGUAUGGAAUUUUUCGUCUUGAUAA
This is a messenger RNA of Sycon ciliatum, 3223 nucleotides long. RefSeq lists its product as uncharacterized. Bases 1 to 3036 code for a protein of 1011 amino acids. Gene Ontology annotation, molecular function: nucleic acid binding; nucleotide binding. The transcript is spliced from 6 exons. The record is from RefSeq and is a predicted model, not a curated record. Lineage: Eukaryota; Metazoa; Porifera; Calcarea; Leucosolenida; Sycettidae.